ACCUUUAAAUUUGCAAUCAUUUCGUUCGAGUUCGAUGGAACACAAUCACACACAAUAUAACCUAACUUUUUUGUUGAUACGUGCUGCUUGUACAUUGUAUAUUAAUGUUCUAGUAUUUGUUAGUAUUUUGUAACAAUGGACGUCCAUUCGAAAGAGUUUAUUUCUAGUAAUACUCCUGAAUUAAAGUGCGAGUUCGGUGCCUUAAGUAGGUCCGAUGGAUCUGUUUUAUUUUCUGAAGGGGAGUCAGUGAUUAUGGCAUCCAUUUAUGGACCUGUAGAAGCCACCUUUAAUAAAAUAGUAAUCGAUAAGGCAUCUGUGGAUUGCUAUUAUCGACCUAAAGCUGGAGUGCCAGGUGUACAGGAUAGAUUACGGGAAUCGGUCAUUAGAAAUAUCUGUGAAAUUGCAGUUGCGAUCUCUUUAUACCCGAGAACCGCCGUGUUAGUGAAUGUACAAGAAAUGCAAAACCGCGGACAGUUAAUAUCGUGUGCCAUAAACGCAGUAUCAUUAGCAUGUCUUGAUUCGGGAAUAGACAUGAAGUUUGUUUUUGGUGCAGUAUCUUGUUUCCUGUCAAAUAAUGGGGAACUCAGUUGCAUUCCCUCUAUUAAUGAGGACACUGUUAAAGCUAUGUUGGUGUUUGUUUUCAAUAAUACAACUGGAGGGAUAAUUGCGUCGCAUACUGAAGGCUGUUUUAGCAUUGAACAGUAUAAAAUAGCAUUAGAGAUGUGUAGAAAGGAAAGUCAAAAUGUAUUUAAAUUUAUUAAAACAUCAUUGCUGGCUGCUGAUAAAUUAUAGUAGAAAUGUGAUUUAUUUUAUUGGCUAGACAUCCGCGAUAGUGCUCCCUAGAAUUCCUCGUUUUACAUUUUUUUUAUUACACAUUUCUGUAUAUCCAAUUAAUUCCCGAAUAAUCUUAGACUUCGUCUUCCUGUUAUAGAUGUCGGGCAAUGGUGUUUGUUGUGUUGUUUGUCCUAAAAUAGUUAUCCUACGUUUAUGAAUCGUUAAUGUUGAUUGCAAUGCAAUAAGGAAAAGAACCAUGUAAUACAUUGUUUCUUAGAAUUACUGUAUGAAAUAAGAACUUUUAAUUUAGAAAUGUUUUAAUUUUCAAUUCGAUAAUUGAUAACACAGUCAAUCAACCAUUUAGAACUCCUAUGUUUUAAUUCCAUCAUGUUGUACAUCAAAUCUGGAGCAUGUUUUUCUUCAUAUAUAAUGAAAUUGCAGCACUGGAAAGUACUAGAUCCUAAUAUUGAGAAAAAGGGGUGCACUACUUCACAAGUACUAGCGGUAGGUGGCCUGUGCAAUACAUUUCCUCCACCAGCUUUGAUCAGUCUGAUAAUAUGUUCUUUAUCUAGCUACAAUGCAAUAAAUACGUCAAUAUAAGUAG
Molecule: messenger RNA, 1378 nt
Organism: Dendroctonus ponderosae (mountain pine beetle)
Lineage: Eukaryota; Metazoa; Arthropoda; Insecta; Coleoptera; Curculionidae
Product: exosome complex component RRP46
Exons: 4
Coding region: 136-792 (218 amino acids)
Biological process (GO): rRNA catabolic process; nuclear mRNA surveillance; poly(A)-dependent snoRNA 3'-end processing
Cellular component (GO): cytoplasmic exosome (RNase complex); nucleolus; nuclear exosome (RNase complex)
Source: RefSeq, a predicted model, not a curated record